AUGGCCCAACAUGUCCAUCCAAUGGAAGGGAAUAUCUACAGACCCACUCAGCCGGUACCAGGGGAUACACCAAAGAUCCGGGGCUAUGACUUUAACAAGGGAGUGGACCACCAAGCCCUGAUACAGUCGUACCUCACCACAGGCUUCCAAGCCACUAAUUUUGGCUUGGCUGUCAAGGAGAUCAACAACAUGAUGAAGAAACGUCAACAGCCAGUGAAUGCAGCGAAUGGCGCCGUCACAGAGGAUCCAUCCACCUGCCCAUGCCUCAUGAGCUGCACCAUCUUCCUAGGUUACACCUCAAACCUCAUCAGCAGCGGAUUGAGGGAGACUAUCCGCUACCUUGCGGAGCACAGAAUGGUGGAUGUCUUAGUGACCACCGCUGGAGGUAUCGAGGAGGAUCUGAUCAAGUGUUUGGGCCCGGUUUACGUUGGAGAUUUUACUCUGUCUGGAGAGGAUCUGUAUAAAAAGGGCCUCAACAGGACUGGGAACACUCUGAUGCCUGAGGAAAACUAUGAAAAAUUUGAUAAAUGGAUGAGGCCAAUCUUGGCGCAGAUGCUCGUGGAGCAGAACACUCAGGGUGUUCGCUGGACUCCGUCUAAGAUGAUCCACCGACUGGGCAGAGAGAUCAACAACCCUGACUCUGUUUACUACUGGGCCUACAAGAACAACAUCCCAGUUUUCAGCCCUGCCCUGACAGAUGGUGCCGUGGGAGACAUGUUGUACCUCUUCUCAGCUGAGAACCCUAGUUUGAUACUGGAUGUAAUAGAAGAUAUUGGAAGGUUGAACAACCUUGUGUUAGCUGCCAACAGCACUGCAGUGAUCAUCCUGGGAGGAGGUGUAGCCAAACAUCACAUAUGCAAUGCCAAUGCCUGGAGGGAAGGAGCUGACUACGCGGUGUAUGUGAACACAGCUCAGGAGUUUGAUGGUUGCGACUCAGGAGCUCGACCUGAUGAAGCCGUGUCCUGGGGCAAGAUCCGCAUGGAUGCUAAACCUGUGAAGGUGUUUGGAGACGCCACCAUCAUCUUCCCCUUGUUAGUGGCAGAAACCUUCGCAAGAAAACAAGAUGAAACCAAAUAA
Molecule: messenger RNA, 1077 nt
Organism: Limanda limanda (common dab)
Lineage: Eukaryota; Metazoa; Chordata; Actinopteri; Pleuronectiformes; Pleuronectidae
Product: deoxyhypusine synthase-like
Exons: 9
Coding region: 1-1077 (358 amino acids)
Biological process (GO): peptidyl-hypusine biosynthetic process
Cellular component (GO): cytoplasm
Molecular function (GO): deoxyhypusine synthase activity
Source: RefSeq, a predicted model, not a curated record